Molecule: messenger RNA, 1461 nt
Organism: Pseudovirgaria hyperparasitica
Lineage: Eukaryota; Fungi; Ascomycota; Dothideomycetes; Acrospermales; Acrospermaceae
Product: CRAL/TRIO domain-containing protein
Exons: 3
Coding region: 1-1461 (486 amino acids)
Source: RefSeq, a predicted model, not a curated record
AUGGCCGACACUUCUGCUCCAGGCCGGCCCGGCAACCUCACUCCGGAGCAGGAGAUCAAGCUCAAAGAGAUGUGGACAUUGAUGCACAACCUUUUCGGUAUACAUGGUGAUGCGGAUUCGCAAGCCACCCCUGCUGCUACAACAGAUGCUACCGCUUCCUCUCCCGCUCCUACAGAAAAGAAGAAGUCACGGUUCAGCAUAUGGGGCCGCAGCAAAGAACCUGAGCCUGCCCCCAAGCCCUCAACCGCUGGUGGCGUCGAUCUGACGUCCAUCGAGGCCGACGAUAAGUACGGCCUCAGCAAGGACUUCAAGGAGACCUUGGCGACUCUGUCCAAGGAAGAGAUUCGCGACUCGUUCUGGAAGAUGACCAAGCACGACCACCCCGACGCCGUGCUCCUCCGCUUCCUCCGCGCCCGCAAGUGGGACGUCAAUGCUGCGCUCGUCAUGGGUGUGUCGACGCUCAAAUGGCGUCUCAAAACAUACAAGCUCGACGAUGUGCUCCUGGCCGGCGGUGAGCCGGCUGAGGUUGUGCGGUCCGAGAGCUCCGAUCCCAAGGAAAAGAAGGAUGGAAAUGAUUAUAUCCAACAAUGGGAGAUGGGAAAGAGCUUCAUCCACGGUGUUGACUCCGAGGAACGACCAAUCUGCUACGUCCGCGUGCGGCUGCAUCAUGGUGGCGAGCAAGGUGUUGACCCGCUGGAGAAAUAUAUCGUGCACACAAUUGAGACUGCGCGUUUCAUGCUAAGGCCGCCCGUCGAUACUGCCACUCUCGUAUUCGACAUGACGGGCUUCUCGCUAGCCAACAUGGACUACACACCUGUCAAGUUCAUGAUCAAGUGCUUCGAAGCCAACUACCCCGAGUCUCUCGGUCUCAUCCUCAUCCACAACGCACCAUGGGUGUUCCAAGGUGUAUGGAAGAUCAUCAAGGGCUGGAUGGACCCUGUCGUAUCCAGCAAAGUAAACUUCACCUCGGGUGUCGAGGGCAUGUCCGAAUUCAUCCCCGUCGACCAGAUCCCCAAAGAGCUCGGCGGCGACGAAGACUGGGAAUACAAAUACGUCAAGCCCACGGCAAACGAGAACGAGAAGCUGUCCGACACCGCCACCCGUGACAAGAUCCAAGCCGAGCGCAAGACCAUCUCCGACAAGUUCGAAGACGCCACCAUGCGCUGGAUCAAGGGUGACGAGGCCGCCAAAGCCGAGCGCACACAGCUGGCCCUGGAGCUGAAGAAGAACUACUGGGAUCUGGACCCAUACAUUCGCGCACGCACAUUUUACGACGCACCUAGGAGCUGCAUCAUCAACCCAGGCGGCAUAGUCGACUACUACCCGAGCGAGAAGACGGCUGAGGCAGCGGCGGCGCCAUCAGCAACAUCAGAUGCAGUCAACGGCGAGCUCGCGCAGAAGCUCGACGAGAAGGCCGUAGUAACGCAGACAACGCCAGCGAACGGGACCGUGGCAACAUAA